Messenger RNA from Hemiscyllium ocellatum (epaulette shark), 1491 nucleotides. RefSeq names its product notum pectinacetylesterase 2 (gene notum2). Lineage: Eukaryota; Metazoa; Chordata; Chondrichthyes; Orectolobiformes; Hemiscylliidae. The transcript has 11 exons. The coding region runs from base 1 to 1491 and encodes 496 amino acids. Gene Ontology annotation, molecular function: hydrolase activity. The record is from RefSeq and is a predicted model, not a curated record.
AUGCACCCUUUCAGCACGGUCUGUUUCAUCACUUUGUUGGGAGCUGUGGUGCCCCAGAGCAGGUCCCAUUCAAAAGCAAUAUCUCGGAAUUCCAACUCAAAUAAGAGGACUCCAAAUCUGAGUAGAGCAUCAACACAACCCAUCACUAAUGAAGAGCUUCAGCAUGUUAACCUCACUGCUUCAGAAGGCAGCAAUAACAAUCUGGUGUCUCAUGUCAGGACUCUAGCUCAGAGUCUCUCCCAAUGCUCAAAAUCAGCUUCUCCUGAUGAGCUGAAGCUCACUUUCCUAAGGAACACAGCAGUGACAUGCAAUGAUGGAACUCCAGCUGGAUUUUACAUAAGGGAGUCAAAAGGGAGCAAGCGAUGGUUAAUAUUUUUAGAAGGUGGCUGGUGUUGUUACAAUAAGGAAAGUUGUGAUGCAAGAUACAGCACCACUCCUCGGCUCAUGAGCUCUGCUGAGUGGCCACUCACCCAGAGAGGUUCUGGGAUUCUGUCAGCUCAGCCAGAGGAGAACCCACACUGGUGGAAUGCUAAUACUGUGCUUGUACCUUAUUGUUCCAGUGAUGUAUGGAGUGGAAUUGCAUCAAAAACCCGCCAAGUUAAUUAUGCGUUUAUGGGCUCAUUGAUUGUCAGGGAGGUGAUUAAAGAUUUAGUUCCAAGAGGUGUUAAAUUAGCGAAAGUGGUCAUGCUCGCUGGGACCAGUGCUGGUGGAACCGGAGUGUUGCUGAACAUCGAGCGAGUGGCCAACCUCCUGGCCCAGUUGGGAGCUGAUGUCCAGGUCCGUGGCUUGGUGGAUUCUGGGUGGUUCCUGGACAAUAAACAACCACGACAGACCGAAUGCUCAGGUGAAACCACCUGCAGUCCAAACCAUGUCAUUAAAAAAGGACUCAGAAUGUGGAAUAGUGUUGUUCCGGAGAGAUGCAGACAGCAUUAUAGACGAGGAGAAGAAUGGCAAUGCUUCUUUGGCUACAGGAUGUAUCCGUUCCUAAAAUCCCCUGUGUUUGUGGUCCAGUGGCUGUUUGAUGAAGAGCAGUUGAAAAUGGAGAAUAUUCAACUGGGAAGUCACUCCCUCACAGAAAGCCAAUGGAAUUAUAUCCAGAAUCUGGGCAGAGACCUGAGAAACUCAUUACGGGAUGUAACAGCUGUUUUUGCCCCAGCCUGUCUUGCACACACCAUGAUCUUGAACAGCAACUGGCUGGACUUCCAGGUAAGAGGAGCUGCCUUGAAUAGGGCUUUACAAUGCUGGGACCGCAGUCUGCAAGAGAACAGGAACUCAACACCCUCGAUGAGAAACUGCUCCUUUCACUUCAUUGAUCAGUGCCGGUUACCGCACUGUAACCCCACGUGCCCAGCUCUUCACGAUCAGGUCACAGGGCAAGAGGUGAACAUGAUUCAGCUGCUGAUGGACAUGGGCUUUGAUAUUCAGAGAAUAGCACAGCAGCUUGGAAUGGAACCCAGUCACUUGCUGGGAAUGCUCAGUAAUGGAGGCUAA